This is a messenger RNA of Nasonia vitripennis (jewel wasp), 1359 nucleotides long. RefSeq lists its product as uncharacterized. NCBI's taxonomy places the organism in Eukaryota, Metazoa, Arthropoda, Insecta, Hymenoptera, Pteromalidae. Bases 423 to 1070 code for a protein of 215 amino acids. The transcript has 4 exons. The record is from RefSeq and is a predicted model, not a curated record.
CAAGCUGUAUAUCCAGCAACGAAAAUCAAAGAAAACCUAAUCCCUUUUUAAAUAAAAGUCGCUCGUCGCUCUUCCACGUAUAUACGUCGUCGCUCGAUGACGUAUUCUCAGCUGACAAAAAAAAAGCGUAAUAGAUUUCUCAGAUGCGGCCGCAUUAUCUUCAUUCUUCUAGUAGAGUUUUAAGUAAUCGUCUCAAUCUGCUAAGAGAUAAGACUAUCGCGAAAGAUCAGCACCUUAAAAGCGUAAACAUUCCGCCGAUGUGCAGCACCACGUAUAAAAGGUGAUUCCUUCCUGUGGCGAACAAUCAGUUGGUCAUCCUCCUGUACUUCAGUGUAGAUUCACUUGUGUCCAUCGAGUUGUGGUGACGACCCGACUGGAUAUACAGUUUCAUCGGUGCACCGAUCGAAGAACACGUUUCGAAAAUGGCCUUCAAGUUCAUUUUCGCUGGUCUGCUCGUGGUUCUCUUGAGCUCCUGGGAAAUCGACGCCCACGGCAGAUUGAUGGAACCAGUGAACAGGGGUAGUGCUUGGAGAAAAGGCUUUCAAACUCCUAAGAAUUACGACGACAACGCGAACUUCUGCGGUGGCUUUGGGAUUCAACAUGGAUCUAAGAACAAGGGAAGGUGCGGAACUUGCGGUGACAACUUUGCCGACCCACAACCCAGAGACAACGAAAACGGUGGAAAAUACGGAACUGGAACGAUCGUUCGCAGAUACAGUCCAGGCGAGCACAUCGAGCUGCAGGUCUUAAUAACUGCCAACCACAUGGGCCACUUUGAGUUCUCGCUCUGUCCAUUAAACUCCACUAUGGAGCUUGAAACCGAGGAGUGUUUCGAUGCCCACCGUCUCUACCUCAUCGACGGUUCGCUCGAGUACCCAGUGGCCGGCGGAGUACUGGGCAUGUUCAACAUGACGGUCGCGCUACCGCCAGGUUUGACCUGCGAGCACUGCGUGCUCAGAUGGCACUACCACUGCGGAAACAACUGGGGAAUCUGCCCGGACGGAACCGGCAGAGUUGGAUGCGGAAGACAAGAGAACUUCAGAACUUGCUCCGAUAUUGCCAUUUUGUGAGAAAGCGGAAAUGACUUUCAAGUAACUGUCGAAGUCCUACCCAUUUUUUCAAAACUUUUCCAUUCUACAAAAGAUCAAGACGUACAUCACAUUACUACGUAAUUAUGGAUGCAAUAUUAAAAAAAUUUUAAAAUAAGAAAACCAACAUGAAGAGAUGGAUACAAACGCUUGCAUCCAUCCAAAAUGAACUUCGAAUCAUUUGGGCACACAGAUAUGUUAAAAUCGUUUUCUUGAUGUGUACCACCUAAUACCACGGACUCCAUGCUAAAAAUAAAUAUGUUUACAAGUA